Aphidius gifuensis is the source of this 2654-nucleotide messenger RNA. RefSeq names its product nucleolar GTP-binding protein 1 (gene Non1). The record is from RefSeq and is a predicted model, not a curated record. Gene Ontology annotation, molecular function: RNA binding; GTPase activity; GTP binding. Gene Ontology annotation, cellular component: nucleolus. Gene Ontology annotation, biological process: ribosomal large subunit biogenesis. The transcript has 3 exons. The coding region runs from base 687 to 2654 and encodes 655 amino acids. NCBI's taxonomy places the organism in Eukaryota, Metazoa, Arthropoda, Insecta, Hymenoptera, Braconidae.
AUGAGAAAUAAAAUUAUUUACUACUAAAAAUUGCAAAUAUUAUAAUUAUAAAUUUUAAAACAAAUUGAGAUAAUUCGACUUUUAAAACUCAUUUGUCCACAGCCAAUCAAAUUAAUACAAUUUAAUAUUUCUUGAUAUUUGAUUGGCUGUGAUCAUUUGAGGAGUCAUUAAAAUCUGUUGGCAUAAAAGUUUUUUAAUCAGUGCAUAUAUUUUCGAAAUUAUACUUUGCAAGUGAUAUUGAAUAUCGAUAUUACCUGCUUAUAUCGAAUAAAAAUAUAUCGGGAUCUCUGAUAUACCGGCCGUUAUCACACCCCUACUCUCUAGCUACCAUCCCUUAUUUUCUUUACGAUCUCUUUAAAAAUUUUACAUAUGACUUUAAGACUGUAACAGGUCUGGACAAGUCCAGCCAGAUCCUGCGUAUUAAGCUUUAUUUUCAGUGAGUAAACACAAUUUUAUCCACGUGCAACGAAAAAAGGUACUCAUGCAGUAUCCGAGAUAUUGUAUUAUCAAUCAUAUUAUAAUCAUUUGAUAUAGUAAUUAAUUUUUUUAUUAAUUAAAUUAAUUUCAAGCUCAGUUUUGUUUUCCCUUGAAAUUCCAUCAUCCAAGACACGUGGAAAAACACGUGUAGAUAAUUAUUUUAUAUAAUUAUUAUAAUUACUAAAUAAACAAAAUUAAAAUUAUCCACGAUGUACAACUUUAAAGGAAUAACAGUGGUCUCUUCAUCAAAGGACAUGAUUGAUAUAACAUUAUCAAAAACCCAGAGAAAAACACCAACAAUUGUUCACCAAAAUUACAAAAUAACUCGUAUACGUGCAUUUUAUGGAACAAAGGUAAAAUAUACCCAGCAAACUUUCCAUGAUCGUUUGUCAAAAAUAAUUCAAGAAUUUCCAAAACUUGAUGAUGUACAUCCUUUUUAUGCUGAUUUAUUGAAUGUACUUUAUGACAAGGAUCAUUACAAGCUAGCUCUUGGUCAAAUAAAUACAGCAAGACAUUUGAUUGAUAAUGUUGCUAAAGAUUAUGUUAGGCUAUUAAAAUAUGGUGAUUCAUUGUAUCGUUGUAAACAGCUGAAAAAAGCAGCACUUGGUCGUAUGGCAACAAUAAUGAAACGCCAGGGAUCAAACUUGACUUAUUUAGAACAGGUACGUCAACAUUUAGCACGUUUACCAAGCAUUGAUCCAUACACACGUACCAUAAUCAUUUGUGGUUUUCCAAAUGUUGGUAAAAGUAGUUUUAUCAAUAAAAUAACACGUGCUGAUGUUGAAGUACAACCAUAUGCAUUUACAACAAAAUCAUUGUACGUUGGACAUACUGAUUAUAAAUAUUUAAGAUGGCAAGUUAUUGAUACACCAGGUAUACUUGAUCAUUCACUUGAAGAUCGUAAUGUCAUUGAAAUGCAAGCUGUAACAGCACUUGCACAUUUACGUGCUGCUGUAUUAUAUGUUUGUGAUGUAUCUGAACAAUGUGGUCAUACUAUUGAAGAACAAGUACAAUUAUUUCAAUCAAUUAAACCUUUAUUUAAUGAUAAACCAUUGAUUGUUGUUGUUAAUAAAACUGAUGUAUUAAGUAUGAAAGAUUUAAGUGAUGAUAAACGUAAAGCACUUGAAGUUUUGAGAGACAAUGGUAAAGUACCAAUUAUGGAAAUGAGUACAGUUGAUGAUAUUGGUGUUAUGGAAGUUAAACAAGAAGCAUGUGAACGUUUAUUGUCAUAUCGUGUUGAUCAAAAAAUUAAAACUAAAAAAGUUGAUGGUUUAUUAAAUCGUUUACAUGUUGCAUUACCAACACCACGUGAUGGAAAAUCACGUCCAGCAUGUGUACCAGAUAGUGUACUUGCUGAAAGAAAAAUUAUUGCUGAAAAACAACAACAAAAACAAGAACAAGAUGAAGAAGAAAAUAAAACAACAAAAAAACGUAAAUUGGAAUGUGAAAUUGAAGAAAAAGAGGGUGAUGAUUAUGUUCUUGAUCUCAAGAAAAAUUAUGAUAUUGAAGAAGAUGAAAAAUAUGAUAAUAUACCAGAAAUGUGGGAAGGACAUAACGUUGCUGAUUACAUUGAUUCAGAUAUUUUAGAAAAAUUAAAUGAAUUAGAAAAAGAAGAAGACUUGAGAACUGAAAGUGGAAUUUAUGAUUAUAAAGUACCACAAGUAACAGAUCCAAUGAAAGACAUACAGAGUCUUGCUAAAGAAAUUCGUGAAGCUAGAAUAAUCAUGAAAGAAGAUUCACGUAUUGUCAAAGCAUCAACAAAAACACAUAUGCCACGUACUGCUGCAGUACAGGUACGUGGAAGAUCAGUAACCAAACUAAAGAAAGAAAUGAAGAAUCUUGGUGUUGAUAUGGGUGAUACUGAUAAUGCACAUUUCACUAAAACACGUGAACGUUCUAGAUCAGCAUCUGGACCAAGUAAAAAACGUCUUCGUUUUGGAUCAGUUGGACGUAGUUUGUCACGUAGUUUAACACGUAGUUCAUCUAGACCUCGUAAUGAAAUGGGCAUCAAGGAUAUUACUAUGAAAGACAAGCUUAAAAAUAUUGCCCACAAAGCUAUCUCAAAGAAAGUUGGCAAGAAAGGUCUUAAAGGUGAAGCUGAUCGUUUUAUUGGUACCAAAAUGCCUCGUCAUCUUUUUGCUGGCAAGAGAGGUGUUGGAAAAACUGAUAGAAGAUAA